AUGAGUCACGUCCUGGGCCUGGAGUUGAGGAGGGAAGCACCGCCUCUCCUAGGGCCCCUUCUCUCCCCCUUUCCUCCCGCUGGUUCCUGGCGCAGCCAGAUGCUGCGCAGCGAUCACCGAUUCCCCAUCACCAAUUCGACUGGGGCGCCCCGCAAGGCCGCAGGCAAGAUGAACAUUCUGGCGCCGGUGCGGAGGGACCGCGUCCUGACGGAGCUGCCCCAGUGCCUGAGGAAGGAGGCCGCUUUGCACGUGCACAAAGACUUCCACCCCCGCGUCACCUGCGCCUGCCAGGAGCACCGGACAGGCACCGUGGGAUUUAAGAUCUCCAAGGUCAUUGUGGUGGGGGACCUGUCAGUGGGGAAGACUUGUCUCAUUAAUAGGUUCUGCAAAGACACCUUUGAUAAGAACUACAAGGCCACCAUCGGAGUGGACUUUGAGAUGGAACGAUUUGAGGUGUUGGGCGUCCCCUUCAGUCUGCAGCUCUGGGACACUGCUGGACAGGAGAGGUUCAAAUGCAUUGCAUCGACCUACUACCGAGGAGCUCAAGCCAUCAUCAUCGUUUUCAACCUGAAUGAUGUGGCCUCCCUGGAACAUACCAAGCAGUGGCUAGCUGAUGCACUCAAGGAGAAUGACCCUUCCAGUGUGCUUCUCUUCCUCGUGGGUUCCAAGAAGGACCUGAGUACUCCUGCUCAGUAUAUGCUAAUGGAGAAAGAUGCACUCAAGGUGGCCCAAGAGAUGAAGGCCGAGUACUGGGCAGUCUCAUCUCUCACUGGUGAAAAUGUCCGGGAAUUCUUCUUUCGUGUGACGGCACUGACCUUUGAGGCCAACGUGCUGGCUGAGCUGGAGAAAUCAGGAUCCCGGCGUAUUGGGGAUGUUGUCCGCAUCAACAGUGAUGACAGCAACCUCUACCUAACUGCCAGCAAGAAGAAGCCUAUGUGUUGCCCAUGACGGGUGAGGGUACUGUCCAGAGACUGCCCAGCCCUGGGGCAGUGUGCCACAUUUACUCCCCCAGAGCUCAACCCCUGGACAUUUGCACUGACUGUUUUUCCAGACCAAAGAGCUGCCCCUUGGUGGCAGUAUCCCCAGAGGUGUAGCUGGGACCAUGCUAGUCACUUCCUGCUCCCAGGCACCGUGCCAAAAACUGGAUGCCCCUCUCCUCCAGGGCUCUCCAGGUUGCCCAGUGGUAAGGAGGUGGGUGAGCCCUGCUGCUCUUACUCAGCCUGCUGGGCCCUCUGGGUUUGAGGAUGCUUAAUGGUCCCAGCCUCACACUAUGCCUUAUGCAUUAAAAUAUCUGUUAUUAGCA
This is a messenger RNA of Eubalaena glacialis (North Atlantic right whale), 1303 nucleotides long. RefSeq names its product RAB34, member RAS oncogene family (gene RAB34). Lineage: Eukaryota; Metazoa; Chordata; Mammalia; Artiodactyla; Balaenidae. The record is from RefSeq and is a predicted model, not a curated record. Gene Ontology annotation, molecular function: GTP binding; GTPase activity. Gene Ontology annotation, biological process: endocytosis; phagosome-lysosome fusion.